Molecule: messenger RNA, 516 nt
Organism: Annulohypoxylon truncatum
Lineage: Eukaryota; Fungi; Ascomycota; Sordariomycetes; Xylariales; Hypoxylaceae
Exons: 3
Coding region: 88-330 (80 amino acids)
Source: RefSeq, a predicted model, not a curated record
UCACAUCCUUCCGCCCUUCACUUUGCGGCUUUCUCAACUUCUAUCAUCUAGACUGGUAUUUUACUAUACGCAGUACCGCUCGCCAAUAUGCAUUGCUAUUGUGCAAACUACUAUGGGGCAGUCCACUGCCAAAACAAAGUCACACACUUCGGACAGCGAUGUAGAUUAUGCACAGUCCUGAACGAGGGAACUCCCGCCAAGGACGACCCUUUCAAGAUCGCCUCUAGCUACUACAACGAAGAUAGCGACGCCAUGGACGACUCGAGCAGGGAGGAACGCAGGCGCGGACGGACGAUCAUGAGGGAACGUAGCAAGAGUUCCUCCAAGUGAACUAAAUUACCGUAAUACUCAGAUGUAUCACGAAGACAGCAUGUAUUAGCUUAUGGCUUGCUUGCUUGCUUGCUUGCUUAUACAUGGACUUAUAAGAGAGAUGAGGGGAAAAGGACCCUGCAUUCACUUAAGACGGAAGAGUGCGGACGGGAUAGUCCUCAGCUCAACAUUUCAUUAAUGGACUGA